Messenger RNA from Salvia splendens (bonfire salvia), 851 nucleotides. RefSeq lists its product as uncharacterized. Lineage: Eukaryota; Viridiplantae; Streptophyta; Magnoliopsida; Lamiales; Lamiaceae. The coding region runs from base 94 to 585 and encodes 163 amino acids. The record is from RefSeq and is a predicted model, not a curated record. The transcript is spliced from 2 exons.
AGAUCGAUAAGCUGUCUAGUACAUAAACGAAAAAAAAUGAAAUCGACGAUCUCGAAUAUUCUUUCUUCCCAUCAAUCGCCGAGUUGAAUCAGAAUGCAAUCGAAAGUCCAAAUCACAGCCGUUGUUCUCUCCUGCCUCCUCUUCCUCUCUGACGGCGUUCCAACGGCCUACGAAGCAAUCCAAGCCUACGGUUUCCCUAUCGGUAUAGUCCCAAUAGGGGUAACACACUAUGAUCUGGACGAGACCACCGGCAAAUUCAACGCCUAUAUGAACGCUUCCUGCAGCUUCUCUUUGGAAGGCUCGUAUCAGCUCAAGUACAGCUCUGUCAUCAGCGGCUUCAUACGUCAAAAUAAGCUCACUGAUUUAUCUGGUGUUAAAGUCAAAGUGCUGUUUAUCUGGUUGAGUAUCGUCGAGGUCAGGAGAAACGCCGACAAGCUGGAAUUGCCUCUGCUGAUUUUGGGAUUGAUAAUUUCUUUAUAUGCCCGCAAAGUGGCUGUGGAUUGGAUUGCAAUGCUUUGGAUCUUGUUUCUUCGGUUUAAACCGAGGUUUCUAUUGGAAAAAUAUCCUCUGAUUCGACGUUGUUGAACAUGGCAUCUCCGUCAUGUUUCAGUCCUCUAUUUCAUUUUAUUUACUAAGAAAAUGAAAUACGAGAUUGGAGCAUGUAAGUGGAUCAAAAAGUCAUGCGUUGCCUCUCCGGACACUUUUUUAAAGUGAUGGUGUUUGGAUCAGUCCAAUGAAAAAUCAGGAUUUCUCUUCUCUUCAUUUUAUUCCAAAAUCAUACAAACUCAGAACUCUCACAUGGUAUGUAUCAUUUUUACUAUUUGCGUGUACCGAAUAAUUGUAACAUUGUG